Messenger RNA from Ectocarpus sp. CCAP 1310/34, 1026 nucleotides. The record is from the annotation of a GenBank genome assembly. NCBI's taxonomy places the organism in Eukaryota, Phaeophyceae, Ectocarpales, Ectocarpaceae.
GUCGUGCGGAUGGGGGUGCGUUAUGCGAAGAACCGCGCUGUGCCGACUGCUGGCUGAACUCGUCCACGCUCGACGAAAAGGACAUCGUUUGCACGCGGUUCAAGCACGGGCUCCUCUGCGGGUAAGCAGCGGCCUUGGCCGGUGGGAAGGGGGCGAUGUCAGAGCGUCGACUCGAACGGCACCCCGUGGGGAUUGGUGGCUGGGCGAGGGAUGUGGAGAGGACGUGAAAUUCUUCAAGGAGCAGCCCUUCGACGACGAUGUACAUCAUGGACCCGCUCAGGCGUCGGGCCUUUCGUUGGCGCGCAUCCUCUACUUCUCCGAGCACAGAGGGAACACGCGCCAAGGACCCCACGACCGCCCGUUGACAUCGCGGGUGAUGGCGUUCGACUACGUCUCCGGAGGUGUUGGGAACCAACGUAGUCCCGACCCCGUCACAUUGCACCCGGUCUUGGUCCUGCGAGGUAGACGGCGCCCGACUGUGUUCCCUUCAGCCGCAAUCGGCGGCAUGUGCACAUGUACCAUCGCUGUCCAGUGCCCGAGCAUCCGCCUGCCGAUCGUGAAUGGAUGUGUGAACCUGAACGAUGUGGUCGGAGCGGACGCCAAGUGUGGCGACACAAGUUCAGGCUGGCGUCGCCGGGAGACGGGCCGUGCGACCGCUUUCUCUUGAAUGAAUUCCACCACAGCAUCAACCGAGAGUCUUUUGUCUAGAACUUUAUUCCAUGUACAGCGGUAACCCUGCGGAGAAAAUGUGCGCUUUGCCACUGGCGAUCUACAUACUUGAUGAGGUUGUUGAGGUAGACGAAAUAAUAACAUGUUGCGGCGAAUUGGAAAAAGUUAUAGUCAUGUGCAUGCGCCGGAUACACGCGGACACACGCGGACAAACGCGGACAAACGCGGAGAGGAGGUAGAGUUUUCUUAAGCAUUUGGGAUGGAUGGAGUUGGUGGAGCGAUGGGGCGCCGGCGUGCAGCGUGUGGGAUGUGUGCGGGCGCUCGAGGGAGAGGGGGAGAGGGUUGGGCGGGACUGCG